This is a messenger RNA of Tinamus guttatus (white-throated tinamou), 687 nucleotides long. NCBI's taxonomy places the organism in Eukaryota, Metazoa, Chordata, Aves, Tinamiformes, Tinamidae. The record is from RefSeq and is a predicted model, not a curated record.
AUGAGGAGCCUCCUGCGCGUCGCCCUCGGUGGCUGCUCCGCUCCCGCCCUCGGCAGCCUGCUGCAGCCCCCGGUGCCUUCCUCCCGGGUGCCCGCUUCCCGAAUGUUCCGCACCAACCAGGUACUGUGGUCUCAAGCGCCUCUGAAACCAGGAAUUCCUUACAAGCAGCUGACUGUAGGUGUCCCAAAGGAGAUAUUUCAGAAUGAGAAGAGGGUGGCUUUGUCACCGGCCGGGGUUCAAGCUUUGGUUAAACAAGGCUUCAAUGUUGUGGUGGAAUCCGGUGCUGGAGAAGCUUCCAAAUUUUCUGAUGACCAUUACAGAGAAGUAGGAGCAAAGAUCCAGGGGACCAAGGAAGUACUGGCUUCAGAUGUAGUUGUCAAAGUGAGGGCUCCGAUACAUAACCCUGAACUAGGGGUACAUGAAGCAGACCUUUUUAAGACAGCUGCUACCCUGAUUAGUUUUAUCUAUCCAGCUCAAAAUCCAGACCUCCUGAAGAAACUUGCAGAAAAAAAAGCUACUGUCUUGGCCAUGGACCAGGUUCCACGAGUCACCAUUGCUCAGGGAUAUGAUGCACUUAGCUCCAUGGCCAACAUUGCUGGUUACAAGGCUGUUGUGUUGGCAGCAAAUCAUUUUGGUCGUUUUUUCACGGGUCAGAUCACAGCUGCUGGUAAAGUUCCUCCAGCCAAG